Molecule: messenger RNA, 1793 nt
Organism: Quercus lobata
Lineage: Eukaryota; Viridiplantae; Streptophyta; Magnoliopsida; Fagales; Fagaceae
Product: Clathrin adaptor complexes medium subunit family protein
Exons: 13
Coding region: 205-1521 (438 amino acids)
Biological process (GO): intracellular protein transport; vesicle-mediated transport
Cellular component (GO): clathrin adaptor complex
Source: RefSeq, a predicted model, not a curated record
AAAAAAAAAAAACCAUUUUUCAUUUUCCUUGUCUUCCUCACUUACCAAAAUUGAAAAUUCAACAAUUCUCUCUCUCUCACCAAAAGCACAAGCAUUUCUCGAUGCUGUAGGCUCAAAUCGGCGUGGGUCUUCCAGAUCUGACAUCUCAUCACCGUUCAUCUGAUCGAGUCUUCAUCGUAUCUUGAUUGAUCCACCGGAUCAGAGAUGCCGGUGGCCGCUUCGGCUAUCUACUUUCUCAACCUCCGUGGCGAUGUUCUCAUCAAUCGCCUCUAUCGCGACGAUGUCGGGGGAAACAUGGUUGAUGCUUUCCGAGUCCAUAUAAUGCAAACCAAAGAACUUGGUACAUGUCCUGUGCGACAGAUUGGUGGUUGCUCUUUCUUUUAUAUGAGAAUCAGCAAUGUCUACAUUGUGAUCGUUGUCAGCAGCAAUGCAAAUGUAGCUUGUGCUUUCAAGUUUGUUGUUGAGGCAGUGGCACUUUUCAAAUCUUAUUUUGGCGGGGCUUUUGAUGAAGAUGCAAUCCGUAAUAAUUUUGUUCUCAUUUAUGAGUUAUUGGAUGAAAUUAUGGAUUUUGGUUACCCACAAAAUCUUUCUCCUGAGAUUUUGAAGCUUUACAUCACUCAGGAAGGAGUGCGCUCACCAUUCUCAUCCAAGCCUACAGAUAAACCUGUUCCUAAUGCAACCUUACAAGUUACGGGAGCUGUUGGUUGGCGGAGAGAAGGCCUUGUUUAUAAAAAGAAUGAGGUCUUUCUGGAUAUUGUGGAAAGUGUAAAUCUUCUUAUGUCUUCCAAAGGUAGUGUUCUGCGUUGUGAUGUAACCGGGAAGAUUCUUAUGAAGUGCUUCCUGUCUGGAAUGCCUGAUUUGAAGUUGGGUUUAAAUGAUAAAAUUGGCCUUGAGAAAGAGUCACAACUUAAAUCCCGUCCUACUAAAAGUGGUAAAACAAUUGAGCUCGAUGAUGUUACUUUCCAUCAAUGUGUGAAUUUGACGAGGUUUAACUCAGAGAAGACUGUGAGUUUUGUGCCACCAGACGGUGAAUUUGAAUUGAUGAAGUAUCGUAUCACUGAGGGUGUUAAUCUUCCGUUCCGUGUAUUGCCAACAAUUAAGGAACUUGGUCGAACACGCAUGGAAGUAAAUGUUAAGGUAAAGAGUGUCUUUGGUGCAAAAAUGUUUGCUCUUGGUGUGGUCAUCAAGAUUCCUGUACCUAAACAAACAGCAAAAACAAGUUUCCAAGUGACAUCAGGUCGAGCAAAGUACAAUGCCUCUAUUGAUUGCUUGGUUUGGAAGAUAAGAAAAUUUCCUGGGCAAACUGAGCCAACUAUGAGUGCAGAAGUUGAGCUGAUAUCCACAAUGGCAGAAAAGAAGUCUUGGACAAGGCCACCAAUUCAGAUGGAGUUCCAGGUUCCCAUGUUCACAGCUUCUGGUUUGCGUGUCCGUUUUCUCAAGGUCUGGGAGAAGAGUGGCUACAAUACUGUUGAGUGGGUCCGUUAUAUUACCAAAGCUGGCUCUUAUGAGAUUAGGUGCUAGAGACUGGAAAUGUUUCUGAGACUUUAGAUGCCUUAAAAUGGGUGGCGAUUGAAAUAUUUGAACGUCUAUUUUUUUUAAGGAUUUGAAUGGUGGCUCUUACCUAUAAUUUUUCCUUUCAUUCAUCCUAUCAUUUUUUCCUGUAACAUAUACUAUAUAGUAAAAAAAGGCGGGCUUUUCUAGUUGUGUGUAUUAAAUGUUACUGUCACAAUAUGAUUUUGUAUUAGAUAAAUUUGUUUUGAUUAAUGGAUUAUGGUAAUUAGUUGUGGAUGCAA